This is a messenger RNA of Nerophis lumbriciformis (worm pipefish), 1263 nucleotides long. The record is from RefSeq and is a predicted model, not a curated record. NCBI's taxonomy places the organism in Eukaryota, Metazoa, Chordata, Actinopteri, Syngnathiformes, Syngnathidae.
AUGCCAUUGUCAGACAUUUUGGACAGUCUAAAGGACAAUCCGUACUUUGGGGCUGGCUUUGGUCUGGUCGGAGUCGGAACCGCCUUGGCGCUAGCCAGGAAAGGAGCCCAGGUUGGGAUGGUGUUUUUCCGCAGACACUACAUGAUCACUCUGGAAGUGCCCAGCAAGGACAAGAGCUACCAUUGGCUCCUGAGUUGGAUCACCAAGCACGCCACUCGAACUCAGCACUUGAGCGUGGAGACUUCAUACAUGGCGCAUGAAAGCGGACGUGUUCAAACCCAGUUUGACUUCCAUCCCAGCCCAGGCAACCACAUCAUCUGGUAUGGCCACAAGUGGAUCAGAGUGGAGAGGACCAGAGAGAAACAGAUGAUUAACAUGAACACUGGCACUCCCUGGGAGUCAGUCACUUUCACGGCAUUGGGUCGGGACCGAAAAGUCUUCUUCAAUAUCUUACAGGAAGCCAGGGAGUUAGCCCUGAAGCAGGAGGAAGGUCGUACGGUGAUGUACACGGCCAUGGGAGCCGAGUGGCGACCAUUUGGGUUCCCGCGGCGACGCAGGCCCCUCAGCUCCGUGGUGCUGGAGGCGGGUGUUGCUGAAAAGAUCGUGGAUGACGUCAAAGAGUUCAUUGGAAACCCGAAGUGGUACACGGAUCGAGGCAUCCCAUACAGGAGAGGAUAUCUACUCUAUGGACCCCCGGGAUGUGGAAAGAGCAGCUUUAUCACGGCUCUUGCUGGCGAGCUGGGCUACAGCAUCUGUUUGAUGAGCCUGAGCGACCGCUCGCUUUCGGACGACCGUCUUAAUCACCUGUUGAGCGUUGCACCGCAGCAAAGUAUCAUUUUGUUGGAGGAUGUGGACGCCGCCUUCGUUAGCCGAGAGCUGCUUCCGACGGAGAAUCCUCUAGCCUACCAAGGAAUGGGAAGGCUGACUUUCAGUGGCCUACUGAACUCUCUGGAUGGAGUAGCUUCCUCUGAGGCCAGAAUUGUAUUCAUGACCACUAAUUAUAUUGAAAGGCUAGAUUCAGCAUUAAUACGACCCGGUCGUGUGGAUCUCAAACAGUACAUCGGCCAUUGCACCCACUGGCAGCUCAGCCAGAUGUUUCGACGCUUCUAUCCCGACCAGGCAGUCUCAGAGUGUGAACGUUUUGCAAACUGUGCUUUGAAGGUCCGCACGGAGAUCAGUGCAGCUCAGGUGCAAGGACACUUUCUGCUGCACAAAAUGGACCCUGUGGGAUCGAUACAAAACAUCGCUCAAAUACAGGAAUAA